AUGGGGGGAAUAGACACCCCCGGUGAAGCAGGGCCCGUGGGGAUGGCAGAGACACUGAAGGAGGAGGAAAAAAAAAAAGAGGGGCAAAUUUUAAAAAGCGACACAGAAGAAGAAAGUGACGACGGUCAAGUGGAAGUAAAAGAGAUUUACAAUAAAAGCAAUUUUAUUAAUGGGAAGGGUGCCAGGCUGGUUCGAAUAGUAUCAGAAUUUGUGGGAGUCCAAGACGCACUACGAGAUGAAGGAAUAUUUUUCACAGUCGUCGUUUUCGGCUCUUCCAGAUCAUUAAGUAGUGAAAAAUAUCAAAGGAGAAAAAAAAAAUUGGAAAAAAAAUUCUCCAAACUUAAUGACAAAAUAACGAACAACAUACCAUUAACAGCUAUGGAGGUAGCAGAAUAUGAAGGGGUAAAAAAAGACUUAGAAAAAUUACACAAAUUAAAAUGGAGCACAGAAUAUUAUGCAAAAAUAUAUGAGCUUUCAAAACGCCUGACUUUAUUUUUUGGGACAGAAGAAGGGCAGAAGGCAGUGAAUAAUAUUUCGACCCAUUUGCCGAAGGUACAUAAUUUUGUACCAAAUAAAAAAGGGGAAAAAAACCCAAACAAUUUUACUGUUGCCAUUUGUACAGGAGGAGGUCCUGGUUUUAUGGAGGCAGCAAACAAGGGUAGCAGAGACGCCAAUGGAAGAUCCCUAGGCUUUAUGAUUUCUUUACCAUUUGAAAAAGGAGCAAACAAAUAUGUAGAUGAAAAUUUAUCUUUCAAAUUUCAUUAUUUUUUUACAAGAAAAUUUUGGCUAGUUUAUUUAUCUCUAGCCUUUAUUAUCCUCCCAGGGGGGUUUGGAACAUUAGAUGAACUGAUGGAGAUUCUAACCCUAAAGCAAUGUAAGAAGUUUAAGAGAAAUGUUCCUAUUAUUCUUUUUGGAAAAGAUUUUUGGUCUAGUAUUCUUAAUUUUAAGAAGCUAGCUGAUUAUGGGCUUAUUUCUCAAGAGGAUCUAGAUUCCAUUUUCCUUACGGAUUGUAUUGAAGAGGCCUACAACUACGUCAUCAACCAUUUGAAGAAUGGCUCUUGUUUGUCUAACACGGCGUGA
This is a messenger RNA of Plasmodium fragile, 1080 nucleotides long. RefSeq lists its product as uncharacterized. NCBI's taxonomy places the organism in Eukaryota, Apicomplexa, Aconoidasida, Haemosporida, Plasmodiidae. The record is from RefSeq and is a predicted model, not a curated record. Bases 1 to 1080 code for a protein of 359 amino acids. Gene Ontology annotation, cellular component: cytosol. The transcript has a single exon.